Molecule: messenger RNA, 6536 nt
Organism: Labrus bergylta (ballan wrasse)
Lineage: Eukaryota; Metazoa; Chordata; Actinopteri; Labriformes; Labridae
Source: RefSeq, a predicted model, not a curated record
CUGUAAUGUCACCUUAAACUCAUCUUUCUUCUUUUCUGUCCCUCACAUAGGUCCCCUUGUAUGACUCUACCAUGGACCAUAUCAUCUGCUGCCUGCUGGUCCUGGGAGCAACAGUGAUGAUCACUCAUGCAUGUCCCAAGUACUGUUCAUGCCAGAAUCUGUCCGAGUCUCUGGGGACAUUGUGUCCCUCCAAAGGCCUUCUCUUCGUGCCUCCGGACAUCGACCGCAGCACGGUCGAGCUCCGACUGGGAGGCAACUACAUCCUCCGCAUCACACAGCAGGACUUUGCCAACAUGUCCGACCUGGUGGACCUGACCCUCUCCAGGAACACCAUCAGCUACAUCCAGCCCUUCUCCUUCGGGGACCUGGAGACACUGCGGUCGCUUCAUAUGGACAAUAACCGCUUGACAGAGGUAGGCCCCGAUGACCUUCGAGGUUUGGUCAACCUGCAGCACCUCAUCGUGAACAAUAACCAACUGAGACGCGUUCAUGAGAAGGCCUUGGAGGACCUUGCACCGGCCCUGGAAGAUCUGGAUCUGUCUUAUAACAACCUGGUUUCUAUACCCUGGGACUCAGUGCGUCAGAUGAUUAACCUUCACCAGCUCAGUCUGGACCACAAUCUUUUGGACUUUAUUCCAGAGGGAACCUUCACUGACCUCGAAAGGCUUGCACGAUUGGACCUUACCUCGAAUCGCUUGCAGAAGUUACCACCUGACCCCAUCUUUGCCCGGGCCCAGGACUCCAUGAUCCUGACGACUCCUUACGCUCCUCAGCUGUCUCUGAGCCUGGGAGGGAAUCCUCUGCACUGUAACUGUGAGAUGCUGUGGCUGCGGAGGCUUGAGAGAGACGACGACCUGGAGACCUGUGCCUCCCCUCCUUCCCUGAAGGGUCGUUACUUUUGGAAUUUGAAGGAGGAGGAGUUUGUGUGUCAGCCUCCUCUCAUCACCCAGCACACCCACAGGAUGCUUGUUUUGGAGGGGCAGACGGCCAGUUUGAGGUGUGAAGCAACCGGAGACCCUUCUCCCACCAUCCACUGGAUCUCCCCUGACGACCGGCUGCUUGGUAACUCGUCCCGGACGUCAGUGUUCAGCAAUGGCACCUUGAGCAUCACCAUCACCACCUCCAAGGACUACGGCACCUUCACCUGCAUCGCUGCUAACGUGGCCGGAGAGUCCACCGCUCCUGUGGAAGUGUCGAUUGUCCAACUCCCCCACCUCAGCAAUGGAACCGGGCAGCCGUCUGCUCCAAAGUCCCGCCUCUCUGAUAUCACAGGGACUACAAGGAUCAGCAAGGGGGCUCCAAAGAACCAACCAGAGAAGACUGUGUCUGUGUCCGAGGUGACAGCUGUUUCAGCGCUGGUCACAUGGACAGUGAGCAAGUCAGCUCCCAAAGUGAAGAUGUACCAGCUCCAGUACAACUGUUCUGACGAUGAGGUGCUCAUCUACAGGAUGAUCCCCUCCUCCAGUAAAGCCUUCCUGGUCACUAACCUGGUGUCGGGGACUCGUUACGACCUGUGUGUGCUCGCCGCUUGGGACGACUCGGCCACUACGCUUACUGCCACCAACGUGGUGGGCUGUACCCACUUCUUCACCCAGGACGACUACGCGCAGUGCCAGUCUCUACCCAGCCAGCUGCUGGGGGGCACCAUGAUCCUGGUGGUGGGGGGCAUCAUCGUUGCCACUCUGCUCGUCUUCAUCGUCAUCCUCAUGGUGCGUUACAAAGCUGCAGACGCCGACUCCCCCGUGGGGAAGCUGACCAACGUCAGCGAUACGCACUGUCAGACCAACGGGGGGCGACUGGGGCAGAACGGAAUCCUGAUGCCCCAGAAUCAGUCGCAGCCUCAGCCCGAGCCCAAGGUGAAGGCUAAGGUGACCCUGCAGGACGAGGUUGUGGAGUUUAAGUGCGGGUCCCUGCAGAGCAGCCUCACUUCGUCGUCCUCUUCCUCCUCAUCGGGCUCCUUGGCGGGCGGGUCCUACAGCCCGAACAGCACCCUCGCAAACAUUUGGAGAUCGGCUCAGUCGAAGCCCCGGACCAACCUAGACCACCUCCUGGGGGCGUUCACCUCCCUGGACCUCCGGGGGGCGCAGGGCAGCGAGCUGGGGGCCUCCAGUAGCGCCUCGACCACAGCGGCAAGGAAACCGCGCACGGACAGGGAGCCUCUGCUGGGCCGGACUCUGGACUCCAGCCUAAGCCGGAUCCUUAUGCUCCCUCUGGACUCCAAACCGAGGAGGAGUCAGUCCUUCGACAUGGGGGACGUGCAGGGCUCCGGGGCCGCUCAGCUGAGCAACAAACGGCGCAGGAUCAGCAGCAUCUGGACUAGGCGGAGCCUGUCUGUGAACGGCAUGCUGCUGCAGUGUGAGGAGGAGGGGGACACGGGGGGGAGCAAGGGCACGUUGGACAGCGCCGACUGGGUGAUGGAGAGUACAGUGUAGGAGAGGAGGAAAGCGUGUACACACUGCCCCGACUCACCUCCACGCCAACACACGCCCGCUGGUCUCAGAGCAGAGCCUUCAUCCUGCAUGAAGCACACUCGUUUCAUCGCCCUCCUCCUCCUCCUCCGCGCUCAGACUCGGAGACUCGACGAGACUCAGUGAGUCACAGUCACAGCCAAAUACAGACUUCAGGAGAAGAAGACCUUAACCUCUCACGCUGUACAGAGACGGUUUAACAGGCCAAUCAGCUGAAGGGAAAGCGGUGCUGUCCGAUACAGAAAUGUGCGCUCAUGCCCAUGGACUGUUAUUACCCUGUGUACAUUUAAAGUAUGUAAUGAAAUUAAGGUUUUAUAUUUUUUAUUUUGCUGGUCAAACACAACACUGGUCUCUGCCUUGACAAGCAUUAAGGCGCGUCUGGGUUCAAAUAUAAAAUGUUCUGCUGUAAAUUCAUCUUCAUCUCAGUGACCUCCUGAUGCAGUUUAUCUUCUGACUGAACGGUGCAGUAUAAAUAUAGAUAUAAAUAUAUAUAAGUGUAGAUGUGAUGCUUAAACUUUAAGACAAAAGAUUUAUUGACAAAGCUGUAUGUGAAUAUAUUUACUUUCUAUCAGAGUAUAUAUUUGAGGGGGUCACUCGGUAAUUCUGUUUGCUGAACAUUUGAAAUUUCAUGUGACUGCAAAGAUUUUACAAACAUUAUUUUCUGCUCUUUGUCUGCACUGUAGAGACUCAGUUCAAUGUUUAAAAAAAUGCCAAAUUAUUCGAGAGGAAACUGGUGCAAGAGGAAGGAUAAUCAACGCCUGUGUGUUCGUGUACAUUAGAUCUGUUUGGUUUGGACAAAUGUUUUUUCAGGGUUUUAUAACUCAAUUUUAAAACACAAGAUAUAAAAAAGGGAACUCUCUUUUUGUUACAACACAUAACAUGCAAGCAAACAUUUUCUUCCAUACUGCUGAAACUUCAUAUUCAGGGUGCUAUGACAAACGUUAGAGGAUAACUCUGGGUGCAGGAUUAGCAUAAUAACAACACAGUUACCACCUAAGUUUAGCUACUUUCUGGAAACAGCCGCACGACUAUAACUAAACAAAACGGGGAGGAAGCCGGACACAGUAUGUCUGAAGAUUAUUUAUAGAAUCAGCCAGGGCCAUAGACCUCAUAUAAGAAGUCAGUGUUGCAGCAUUGACGUCAAUCUUUGGUUAAUGCGCUUCUGCCUCAAGUUUGGCUUUGUGGCCAUUGUUGUUUUCGAGCGAGAUGUGACCAUAUUUGGAGAAAAGGUUGGAACUGGAAGGAUGGAGCGAGGAGUCAUGAGACAAAACUAGUGCAAGCAUUGUUAGCGAAGUGAAUCCUUGGUUAGAAAACACUUGGAUAGGGAUGUUCUUAUCGACUGAUCUCACUGACAAUUAAACUAAAACUUUAAUCCAGACAGGUCUAACCUGGGUUUCAGACUGAAUGCGUGGCCUUUAUGUAAUUGUAUGACUCAUUUUUGAUGUAAAUACGUUUGUUUUCUGAUAAGCCCAUCCGGAAACUUGCCUAAAGAUACUCGAAAUCAUACGAGAAAGUGGCAUACAACCUGGCGAGGUGGAGAGUGAUUCAUAUGUUUAAUUCAUAUACAUUAUGUGUUAUAAUUUACUGCCAUCUAAAGCUAACAAGCUUGUUUGAUUAAGGAAAGAGAAAGAAAGUAAAUUUCCCUGUAGGACACUCCCAACACCUUGUUGAGCUCCCUUGUUUCUUAUUCCUCAUCAAUGUCCAUGCAAGUGACUAAAAGGAAAAUAGAAAAAGUAUUUGCAAUGCGUUGGUCGCUGGCUAUUACGAAACUCAGAUCGGAAAUAAUUGAAUCAAGAGGAUUUGUUGCUGACACUCGCUCCCGACGCUCAAAAAACAAUCAAAAUUGAGCACAAUUUAUUUCACAAGGCUAAAUAUGGGAUCACAGCGUUUUAAGGUACACAAAGUCCAAUGCUUUGCCGAGUGGGGCUAAUGUUAGCAGUGCUAGCUACACCAGCCUUCGGUCCUCCUUAGGUAGGUUAACGUCUACAUGCCUCUGCUGAAUGUGGUAACAACUCACUCUGGUCGAUAUGGCAGUUUAACCUGACAGCCUACAUUCAGCUUUAUCUUCAUUUUACAGAUAAAAUACUAACAAGGUUCCACGCAACAAGCUUUAUUGCUGUUCAGGUCUCGGUUGUUGAGCAUUAUGGAAGUAGUCAAUUACCGUAGUUUCAGCACCAUCUAGUGGCAGAUAGCUGCUGUAAAGCUUUGACACAACAUUGCAGUCUGACAUUGGGACUACAUUAAUAGAUAUAAUAAUUAGUUUAACCAACUAGUGAUUCUGGUCACCACAUUUAAACUUUACAAAUUUGGAUUUAAAUUGCCAAUUUUGGCGAGCAGAAAAAAGGGUCAAAACAAAAUGAGUUGACCCCAAAAUGUGUAUGUAGGUACAACUGAACAAGACAUUUUACAGGUCACAGAGAAGCCAUUUGUCAAUCAGAGGAAGCCCCGCCCUGAAUCCUCCCCUGCUUUCUGGUCAUUUUAGCCCUGUUUCCACCAAGCAGUCUGGUCCGGUUCAGAACGGUACGUUUUUAUUGGCGCGUUCAUUGUCAAAAGCUGGGAAUGGCACAAAAAUAGUCGCUCUGUUCCAUUAACCUUCUGUUCAGGUGCAAAAGGUGCCGAUCCAUUCUAGACACACUGCAGUCUGUUGAUUGUCGAAAGAAUCAUCACUUUCUUUGCGACAGCAGUCAUAAAGGACAAACACAAAACGUGCCAUGUUUAAAUAUCCUGUGGCUUUCAUAGAGUAAUUUCAGGGCUGUUUGUUUGCAACUAAUGUCAGCGCUAGCACUGAAAUAAGGACUACCUUGGAGGUGCGGACUUCUGCUUGACGUCUUCUAUUGUUGCCUUUUGUUUAUUGUGUCACUUUCUUCUUCAUGAAUUGGCUGUCCGCACUAUGUUUGCUGCUAUGAUUACACACUAUUACUUGGCUGACGCCACUAUCGCCAUCCAGCUCACAAUCCGCUUUUCUCGUAAAGAUACGGUUGGCUGUGGAGACACAAGCAAGAUCAGAGUUUACUGUACCAACCGUACUGAAACAAACUGGACCACUUGGUGGAAAUGGGGCAUUUAACUCUAAAUGGGAACAUAUUUUAUUAAAUGAACAUCAUGCUGUAUCGAGGAAGACUUCAAACUAGAGGUUGAGACCAUAAACUCCUUAGGGAAAUGUUUACUGAGGGAAUAAAUCAGCUUUGAAGUAAAGGACCAUUUCAUCCUAGACUCUAUAUAACCAGACAUUUAAUUUAAACCACCAUUUUCUCCCCCUGCUGGAUAUUAUAAGAAUGUAGGUUCUAGGCAAUUCUGAUGCUACAUUCAGUUUUUACAUUCAGUCUAUGGCUGUGACUAGUACAAGAAUACAAUUUUCUACAGGCUAGUGUAAUAAUUAUAACUUAUUUGGUUAUUCAUACCAGUUAGAGGCUGUUUUAGUUUUAUUUAUGUAGGUCAGUCAAAAUAUAGAAAACCCGGAUUUCCCUUCACACACCCAUUUCUUUUCAGAGGACGUUGUUCAGUAAUUGAGAACCUUAGUAAGUCUUUAAUGCAUCUUUCAGAAAGUUCAGAUUUAAUUUCAUGCUCAAUCAUUUUGUAUAAAUGCAAUUUUUUUUAUAAAUCGACAUCACAUUUUGAAAACUCAGAUUUUCAAAGUCCCCCUUCAGUGUUCACAAGAUUCCUGCAGGUUUUUGAAACUCUAAACAGAUUCUUUAAUUAAUUUAAAUGUGUGAACUUACUGCAUGUAAGUUCAUUUGACCAAUUGAAGUUGUUUGCUUUAUUGUCAUGUGUUGCAUGUUUCUGCUGCAGAUGACCCCUGAGACAGUUUGUGUUCACUCAUGCCGACAUUUCUCAAAUGCUGUCUGAAUGACUUUUUUGUGAUAUUUCUGAUAUGACUGCGUGCGUACAGUGUCUCUCUGCGUAUCGGGUUUUUUUUGUACCAUUCUCCGGUGUGAAUCUGUGCAAACAGCCGGGGAGGAGGUGACGAGUAGCAGCUGUUCACAUUUCUCACCUGGAGCUGUAAAUUAAAUUGUUUCUGUGGUUCAAUUUGUUGUUUUUUCUACAAAGAUAAAACUAAAAAUCUCCUGA